AUGGCCUCUUUCAAUUGCUUUACAUUGGCUUUCUUCAUGGCAUUGUCAUUUUCAAGCAUCAACGUUGGCCUAGCGGCUCGUCACCUCCUUCAGCUGCCCAAUCUGCCACAGCCGACGAUCCCCACAUUGCCCACAACGCAACCAUCUUUGCCAUUUCCUAGGAUGCCGUUUCCCACUACCCUUCCAACUUUGCCUAUUACAUUACCGCCAUUGCCGAACAUGCCUUCAAUCCCAACUAUGAUCCCAUCUAUCCCAUUCUUCUCUCCACCACCUUCUAAAACUAGCCCUUGA
Molecule: messenger RNA, 291 nt
Organism: Gossypium raimondii (Peruvian cotton)
Lineage: Eukaryota; Viridiplantae; Streptophyta; Magnoliopsida; Malvales; Malvaceae
Product: pEARLI1-like lipid transfer protein 2
Exons: 1
Coding region: 1-291 (96 amino acids)
Source: RefSeq, a predicted model, not a curated record